Messenger RNA from Drosophila obscura, 2130 nucleotides. It is a transcript of the gene KLHL18, whose product is annotated as kelch-like protein 18. Lineage: Eukaryota; Metazoa; Arthropoda; Insecta; Diptera; Drosophilidae. The record is from RefSeq and is a predicted model, not a curated record. Gene Ontology annotation, molecular function: protein binding.
UGUGUUCCUUAUCAUAUUUCCUCAUUCUAAAAAGUGAUGGAUUUAAGUGAUAAUAGCCAACUGGAGGAUCAAUAUUUCAUAUACAAACAUGAGCAGCUGUUUGGGGAAAGCUUCCCGCUAUUCAAGGAGAUACGAAGACUGGGCAAACUGUGCGAUGUCACGCUGAAGGUUGAAGAUCAAACAUUCUCGGCGCAUCGCGUAGUGCUAGCUGCCACGAUACCAUACUUCUACGCCAUGUUCACCAACAACAUGGCCGAGAGUCGGAUCAAGGAAAUCACCAUGAAGGAGAGUGCCAUCGAGCCCAGUGCCCUGGAGAGCCUCAUCAACUACGUGUACAGUGGCCAGGUGCGCAUCGACAAUCAGAAUGUGCAGAGCCUGAUGGUCGGAGCCUCGUUUCUGCAAUUAUCCAAUGUGCGGGAUGCCUGUGCCAACUUCCUGAUUUCACGUUUCCAUCCCCACAAUGUCCUGGGCAUACGCACCUUUGCCGACUCCAUGAUAUGCCGCCAAUUAAUCGAUGCUGCCGACAAGUACAUCGAUCAGAACUUUGCCAAAGUCUCCCAGUCGGAGGAGUUCCUCACCCUGGACAGCGACCAGCUGCUGGAGCUUAUGCGACGCGACGAGCUGAACGUCCCUACCGAGGAGGUCAUCUUUGAGGCCUCCAUGAAGUGUAAGUACGCCGAGGACAAGCGUUCGGAGUUGUUCCCUCAGGUGCUGGCCGCAGUGCGUCUGCCUCUGCUAUCCCCCCAAUUCCUGGCCGACCGUGUGGCCCGAGAGGAGCUCAUCAAAACCUCGCACCAGUGCCGAGACCUGCUCGACGAGGCCAAAGACUUUCACCUGAUGCCCGAGCGUCGGGGGCUGCUGCAGAGUUUUCGCACUCGCCAGCGAUGUGGAGAAUUCUUUACGGGACAGAUCUAUGCCGUCGGCGGAUUGGCCAGCACCGGGGAGUCCGUGAGCACGGUGGAGAUAUACGAUCCACUCACAAAGAAAUGGAAAAUGGGUGAACAAAUGUCCAUGAUGAGAUCACGCGUGGGCGUGGCCGUUCUUGAGGGUAAACUGUACGCUUUUGGCGGCUUCAAUGGCACUGAGCGCCUCUCCACCGUGGAGGUCUACGAUCCGCGCAAGAACAAAUGGUCUCAAGGCUGUGCCAUGCUCUGCAAACGCAGUGCGGUGGGCGUUGCCGCUCUGGACGAUUGCAUCUAUGUGUGCGGCGGAUAUGAUGGCGUCACCUCCCUCAACACCGUUGAGGUUUACUAUCCCAAAAAUAAUACAUGGAAGACGGUCGCUCAAAUGAUGAAGUAUCGCUCGGCCGGCGGCGUCACCCAGUUGAAUGGGUUUGUCUAUGCUUUGGGCGGACACGAUGGCCUGUCUAUAUUCGAUUCGGUGGAGCGGUAUGAUCAAAACGAAGACUCCUGGGUCAAGAUGUCACCCAUGCUGAACCGUCGUUGCCGCCUGGGCGUAGCCACGCUCAAUGGCAAGAUUUACGUGUGCGGCGGCUACUGUGGCAACUCCUUCCUGCGAUCCGUCGAGUGCUACGAUCCACAGACAGACACCUGGAAACUUGUGACGCCCAUGAACUGCAAGCGUUCGCGAGUCGCAUUGGCCGCCAAUAUGGGCAAACUGUGGGCCAUUGGCGGCUACGAUGGCGAAUCGAAUCUGUCCACGGUGGAAGUGUACGAUCCGGAGACAGACAAAUGGACUUUUAUGCCACCCAUGUGUGCCCACAGCGGCGGCGUCGGGGCGGGAGUUAUACGAAUUGAAUAGCCCCACCGCCCAGCCAAGCUCCGUUUCUCUAGCCACUCUCUUAGGUAGCUUAUGUGAAUUUCAAAUGAUAUAGUCUAGUAUCGAUCUGUUUUGUUGAGUGUAACCAAGCUUUAGUGGGCCGCACCGGCUCAGCUCACCUCACCUCUAGCAGCUAGUAGCAGCUCUACAGCUAACGAAAUUGUUCAUGUCGUGUACGAGUAUUUCUCUGAAAUUGUUUAGUGUUUAUCAUUCCAGUUGUGUAAUUGUUUAGUUCUACUCUUAGCCUUAAAUACUCACUACAUUUUUAGCCGUGUAAUCCCUAACUGAAAUUGCAAUUUUAAAAUAUACCUUCGCAUAGUAUAUGUAUGUUCUCUGAUAAUCCAUUUAUCU